CAAAACUGAUAAUAAUGUCCUAUCAUUUUCCUGUUUCUUGUUGAGAUUACUGUGUUCGAGUCACUUCUUUCUCUAAAAUCAUGGCACCAAAGCGUCGUAAAUUGUCGCUCGAGGAGAAUGAAAGUAGUAGCCGAGAUGUUAAGCGGUGACUAUUUUAGUUCUAAUGGGAAUUUAAAUAAACGUAAAGGGUUUUAAAUAAUAAAAAUUCCUUAAAACAUCGCAAAGCCAAACGCCAUUUUCCACCAUUUAAUACAGAGUUUUUUGUAUUAUGUCGUUACCCCAAAAAUGGCUUUACGCUUUACUAUGUAAUUGGCAACAGAAUAAAUUUUUCGUAAGUUUAACUUAAAGGCCUUUGCUAUUGCAACCCCUUUUUAAAAUCAAGUCUUCUUUCAAUGUAAAAUUAGAAUAAUUGAAAAGUAAAAGAAGAGUAGAGAGAAGCUUCCAAGACAAAAUCUUGCAGGCAGCAGCCAUCUUUAUGCUUUAUUAGGUGCUUUAUAGUUUAUGCUCACAAUCUUAUUAAAAUUAGUUAAAUAAAAUAUAUUAAAUUUUACUAUCAUUCAGUUAAUGUGAAAAGUAUGAAUGCCAGAUUUACAAUUUAUUAAUAUUAGCCUAAUUAUUAGGAAUAGGAUAGGAUUUGAUUUUGAUUUGAUACAAUUUGUAUAUGAAUUAUGUUACAAUUCAAUUAACAUGACAAUAGUCAAUAUAGAUUUAGAUGAAUUCAUUUUUUAAAUAAUUGGUAAUUACACAGGGCCAGCAAUUUAAUCUGUAGUCUGUAGUAGUGCAUUUUUGAAAUACGAAAUCCUUUGACUCUUGAAAUAAUCAUUUGAAUAUUUUGAGAAUCAGGCCGUAAGCUUAUUUAUUAUUACAAACUUACUAGAGGAAAAGUAAAAGGGCUACAUGCAAAGAUGUAGGCUAUACACUAAUACUAAAUACUGUACAUUUGAGAUGAAUGAUUAAUAAGUACCAUGUCUAAGCAUAAUAAUUAAUAAGAUAGUCUCAUACAUAUAAUAUAAUAAGUAGAGCUUGAGCUAGUAAUCACAAAUGGAGUGGUGCUUCACUACAUUUCACAAAAUUGAGGUUGAAUGUGGUGGCCUUGAUUAUUAUAAAUAUAGGAUCUACUUAAGUAUACUAGUAUGGCACAGAAAGAUUUUUAUAACUUUUAAAACUUUCCUUUAAGGAGUCCUUGAUGUUGCAAUGGCAUAGUAUAGGCCCAACCCAUACAAUAUAUUGGACAGACUUUUAAUAUGGAAUUCAUUAUGAUUAUGUGCAGGGAGAAGGAAUAAUCUUGGGCAUUUCCAUUUCAAAGCAUAAUAAAUUAAUAUCUAUAUUAAGUACUUUUAUUACUAGAUCUAUUAGCUAUCUGAUUGAUUUUCAAUAUCUGAAUAGGCUGAAUAUGCUUAAUGCAGGAAAUUAAAAAAAACCACAGCUUUCAACCUCAAUCAUUCUAGUUAUUUCUCACCUUUUGUGAUUCUGAAAUUGAAUACUGAUUACUCUUUUUUUAUUUGAAAUAAAAUGUAUGUUUAAAUUGUUAAUUCAAUAGCAUUUCUUUUUCUUUCACAGUCUAGAAUGUUUGAACCUUGAUGCAGACAAUAAGCAAAGUAAUAUGUGUUUGGAGCAGGAUAAGUGUGAAGAGAUUAUUGAUAAGCAGACUUCUUCAAAAUCAUUAACUGAAAUAUACACAGACAUUAAAACAAAAGAUGACAACCCUAAGCCGGUUAGGAUAAGUGAAAGGCUAAGCAUUAAGCGUAACCGCUUGGGUGAACCAGAGGAAACUGAAAAUGUAAAUCAACCACCUUUAAAAGGUCAAACACCAAAAAAGCCAAAAACAAGUAAGUUUUCUUGGUGUUAUUUUACUUAAUUUUGAAAUAGGAAUAUUUCAAAUUUAAAAAUAAAAAUUGUUAACUCACUGUUUUAUUAAAUAAUUUCCUCCAGAGAUGGGAGUUUCUUCAUAAAUAAGUGCAAAUAAAAAAAAUAAAUAAUAACCAUUUUAAAUUCCGAAAUGAGCGAGAUAAUAUGGUACAUUUCUGCAAGAAACGAACCAUUUGCAAUUAAAUAUUAUUUAAUAAUAUUACAUGCAUCAUAAAAAAUUUUCUCUACUUAAUUCCAAAAACAGAAAUAAUUAUGUUUGAAUUCAUGAUGAUACAAAAUGUAAUACAGCAAUCAAUUUUAAUUAAUUUUGGGCUGCCUCUCUUUUAAGCCCAGGACUGUCAUUUUGUCAAUUUUGUAGUCUAAUUUUAUCUUUCUUCAUGAGUUUGACUAUUUAUUUCUUGGGAAAAUUCUUCACAACCUCUUCCUCACAUAUUUCUUUAUAUUUUAGUUUAGCAUCUGUAGAUGCAAAGUUUUUACAUAUGAAGUUUCAACUAAUUAUAUUUUCAUUUUGAUCAUAUCUAAAAUCCACAUUUAGCCCAAAGGUCGAAAAACAACUGAGAAUAGCAGUUUUGAAUAAUCUCGCUUAUGUCUCAUCGAGUAUCAGUUAUGAUAUAUCCUGCUUAACUGAUGUAAUGUCCCACCUAAGCAAUAAUGUAAAUGAUAUCUGAUUGGUUUAUUUUUGUUAGUAGACUUUUGUCACAAAUAAAUGCCUGCCCUAAUGUUUUGGUUGAUCAUUAAAUUAGUAUGCUAAAUAACUUAGUGCUAAAUGAUUCAAUUAAAAAAUAUGUUACUAAGGUAAUAGAAAGCUACAUAAUGUUUUAAAAUGCAAAUAUAUCCUUAAUAUUUUAUCUACUCAAAUUUUUUUUGGUUAAAAAGCAAAACAACAAAGUAAGAGAACAAAGAAAAAAAUACGCAGACCAUGGGCUCAGUGGAGUGUUCGUGACAAAAAAUUGUUCUUUAUUGGCUUGGGGGAGGUAAGAAUAUUCUGUAAACAGUGUGCCUAAUAUUAUUUGUUUUUAAAUGAAAGGUAUUUUAUAUUUUUCUAAUUUUAUGGUUUUUUAAAAGAUAACUCAAUCUUAAUAUAAUGUCACAAACUUCUUACAGUUUGGAAAGAAUUUUGAAGCAAUAAGUAACAAAAUUUCUCAUGCUGCCAAAAUGAGAGGAUUUCCCUUGAAAGACAAGAUGCAAGUUCGAUACUUCUAUUACAGAAUUUGGGCAAAGAUUUCAAAGUUUGUGCAUAUGAAAGACAGUGGUAAAGUUGAUUUUAUUAUAAUUUUCCUUUGUGUUUUCUAAAGAUUUAGCUUGAGAUGGUAUUUGCUAUUUAUUUACAAUAUGAUAUUAAAAAAUGUGUUAUAAUGUUUCUUAGUUAAUAAAAUUAUUAAUUUUAACUCCAGUUACUUAGUAAAGAGAAGUCAGAGAUUAGGCCAGUAUUUAAUUAUUUAAGACUAUACAGUUCUUUGAAAUUUUGUUUGUCUUUUCAGGUGUGAAAAUGAAAACACAAGAAUUAUAUGGACUUAUUAAUUAUGGAGCUUUAAAAAAAUAUGUGAAAGGUGAAAAUAUAUUGAAUUAUUAAUUAAGAGUUUUUUAAGUCUUUUAAAAUGUUUCAUCUUUAAGUUUAAAGAAAAUUAUGUAGCAAAUAGACCAAUAAAAUUGUGCAUUGCUAUUUUAAUUUUUAAGCUUACAUUGUCAUAUUCCCGAAAUAAACUGCAUCCUUAAAAAAAAUAAUGAAGAAAUCUAGUGCUUUUGAAUGUUCUUUGCUGUAAAAUAGCCUUAAAUUUCAGAGACAAUUUUCUGAGCAAACUUGGUUGGUAUUAUCUGAUUGUCAUUAGUUUAAGUAUCUUCGCAUUUGGGUUGCUUGGCUUCUAUGUUUUGCUACACUUCAUAUGUAUUCCUAAAAAUUUUGGUUAAAACCUUUUUGGCUACUGACUGAGAAUGAUAUGUAGUUUCUUCACUUUUUCUGUCAGUAAUUUACUAAUUUUAAGCCUGAUUGUUUAAAACCACAGUGAGCAAUGCUAUGUUCAAAGAUAUUUGAUUGUAUGUAUCACAAUAUUUACACCUAACCCUGACCCUGUUUACUGGCUUUAGGUAUAAUUCAUAUUAUGAUUUGAUUUUGUUCUUUGAAACUUGUCCCAACGUAACUGGUAGUCAAAAGUUUAUUUUAAGUAAAUUUCAGUUUAAAAUUAUUUUAUUAUUUAACGUGUGAUACAUUUUGUUUCAUUUGAUUUUUUAAAAUGCUACAGAAACUGAUCCUCAGUUUGAAAGAUGCCUAAAUGAAUUAAUUCUCUAUGGGUAAGUAAAAAUUUCUGCAUACUAGUUUAGUAGCAGAUUAUGCUUAAGAUCUUAAGAUAGUUCACUGGGCUGUAUAAUGAGAACUCCACUAAAGAAAUACAUAUCUGUUUAUAUCUAUCUAUGUGUUUGAUAAUUUAUGUCACUUUCAAUGACAGAGAAGCAACACCUUUUUAUAAUUUAUGUAUUUGAUUACUUUCAGAGAAACAUCAUUUGUUUUUAGAGGGAGGAGGCAACGGUAAGAUCUUUUAUUAAAACUAAAUCUUUUUCUUGAAACAAACUAAAACUUCUUAGAAUUGCUUAAUCUUGGGGGGAACUUCCAGAAAUCAACUUUACCAUUCACUUUCACUCCUGACAAUAUUUCUUACUCUGAAGGUAUUUUAUUGAUAGUAUUUAACAUAAAAUAAUUUCUUUUCUAGAUUCCCUAAAUCGAGAGACUAAAAUUUAACUAAGAAGUAAAUCUUUUAACAAAAGUAUCAUGAAACACUAGGGAUGUUAAUGAGUCCUUUAGCUCGCAACCAGAUUAUCUGUUGUGUAUCUGAAACACAUGAAAUGUUUUUUUUAGACCUCACCAGAAAGUACUUCAAAAUGGGCUUCAUAAAAUCGAAUGCUGUAUGAGGGGGAUCCCUGUGACAAACUUGCGAUUUCUGUUGUUUGUUUUAAAAAUGCUUUGCGUUGCUUUUAUCAUGUCUAACAAUUGAAGAAGUCCUUCUCCUAUAGAUACUUGGUUUGUAGGUAUUUUCAGUACAGAUCCCAGUAUGGAUGGAAAAUUAAAUGUACAAUAAUACCACACAAACACUGGAUCUAUGUAGAAAGUCAUAAACAGUAGUCUGUGUAAUUAAACAUUUUAAAGAAAAAAAUAUCAGAGUUGUAUUUGAAAUGUUUUUAAAGUAAAAGCAAGAAAAAAUUAUUGUUUAUGUUUCCUUUAUAUUUUUUAUUUUUUGUAAGGGGUGAAAAAAUAAGAAUUUAUAUGUCAUCAAUUAAAUUUUGAAUAUGAAAUUAUUAAAUGGAAGUAUUGUGUUGUCAAAACACUAAUGAAACGUUAUUAUAUUAAUAAUACAAAAUUUUGAUAAUUCAUUUUUUUAAAUAUUUUAUUGCAGAGAAACUUCUUGUAUACCCAAGGGACGGAGACCACGGUAGGAUGACAUAUUUAAACAUAAGCAUUAAUAAUCACAUCUUAUUUUUUCCUUAAAAAAAAAUCUUUCAUUUACAUUAGUUUUGUCUGUAUGUCAAUGAAGUAAACAUAAGAAGCAAGUUCAGGAAAUGUAUGAUAUCAUUUCAGAGUUGGCAAAGUUAGAACACCCAUUUGUACAUACUUAAAAAAGCUGAACAGAAUUGAAGGUAUGGAUAACUUCUGGCAAAUAUGAAAUUUUACUCAUUUUUUUUUUUAAAUUUCAGAACUUAACUUCAUUUUGUACUUCUAAAAUUCUUCAAGCCUAGAACUCAGGAUAAUUUUUCUUUCAUAUCACAUCAUACAAUCGAUCCGGUAAUUCUCUUAAACUGCUUAAGUAUUUUUGUGAAAUGGCUUAAACAUUUAAAAUAUAUUUAUCUUUUUUUUUUCUAUAGGUUUUAAUUAUAAAGAAGUUGGCAAGAAAAAUAGAAAUCUAUGUCCUACAACAUAUUAUGUUUUAUCUUCAAAAUAGCAUCUGAAUCAUCAGGAACCAAUAAACUCCCAAACCAUAUCACUCUGGAGCUCACUCCGAAAAAUAGCAAAGCCUGGAGCAAAGUGCAGUCUUUGGCCCAAAAUCCUCGCAUCCGUGUGAAACUCACAGCAAACAGGACUCUGGAAUCUGUAUUCAAAUAUUUGGAUAAGAAGUGGAAACCUCACAGAGUCAGGCUAGUAUCCUUUCAAAAGAAUGAGACCAUCUUCACGUUAUUACUAUAUAAGAUAUUAAUACUUUCAUUCAUGUAUUAUUUUGAAGAAAUUACUUUUGAUAUUUCCUUUUAAAAAAAUUGACCUCCACAACCUUACAUAUUUAUCUAGAAAGAAGGGUUUGGUGUUUCUGAAGUACCUGGCGAGGAACUUAUAUUUUAUCUUCAUCCCAGUUGUAAAUUAAAACCUGUCGCUAUCAUACCCCAAGAACAGCAAAGAAUUGAUGUGACUUUUAAGAGUUACCGGGAGAACAUUUUACGUAAGCAAAAACUUAAAUUAUUUCUGUUAUUUGGUAAUUGCAUCAUCAUUGCAUCCAUCAAGAAAGAGCCUUUGUACCAAGCAAAGAGAAAUAACUCAAUUUUGCAAAUAACUCCACUUUGACCAUAAGUUAUUGACAUAAACAAUUUAUUAAAUCUCAAUCUUUCAUUCAUUCAUAUAAAAAAAAGUGUUGAGAAUUGUAGAGAAAUGUAAAAUUUUAAUAAAAGAAGCCUACAUUAGGACCAGUCACAACUAAAAUUCUUGUACAUCAUUGGAGCGCAAUGGGUAUAACCAGACAGAUAUAUUAACUUCAUCUUCUGACCAAUCUGGGAUAUAAAAAUGUUAAACUCAUUCAAUAUCAACAUCAAUUUUAUUUCCAUUAUCUACUUCCAUAUCAAAUUCAUUACUGUCGACACAAAUGGCCGACGUAGUUGAAGUGUUAAAUGAUCUAAAAGGGCAAACACCAUUCAGCGUAGAUCUAUUUUUUCAAAAAAUAAAAAAUUAGCGUAAAAUCAAGUGCACAGCCACCAAACCUCAAUAAAACAGGAGCUUGACACUUUCUGUUUAUAAUAAGACUCUGUGUAACUCCUUAAUAAGAAAAGUUACCUUCACUAGGCCAUGUUGAAAAUGGUGUGUUGUUUAAAAUGGGAAUAGGCUCCAACUUGACUGAAGGGUAAGUUCCAGACAGCCAUAACACGACUGAAAGGGUUUAACCUUUUUAAUAAUGUCCACGUUCCUUUUUUUUUUUUUAUUAUUGGUCUAGCUGAAUUUUAAAACAAUUUAUCUUAUUUUGUUGGUUAAAAAUUGUGCUAUUUUCUAUUUUUAGCAACAUUACGAAAUAAGAAAAGACCAAGAGCAUCCAAAGAGUCUGAUAAGCGAAUAGAAGAAAAGGAAAAGGCAUCUGAGGAAAUUCCAGAUGACCCUGGUGGAUUUGGAAAAGUAGAUCGGAAUUCAACCUCAAACCCUAAAGAAAGCAAUUUUGUUUCAGAUUACCAAAAUAACAAAAUCAGCAAUGAUGUGCCACCUGCUUUUGCUAAUUUAAUUUCUACUGGAGCUAGUGAUGUAUCCAGUAUUGCCCAGAACAUUGGUCUCGAUUGUUUGGCUGAUACUCCAGUUGGUGUGACACCACCGUCUGUACUGCAUGAAGAUGAGAAUGCCAUGUUCCCAGAUCAUGCACCCUUCUCACCACCAAUAUCCUCUAUCUCUACUGCACAAAACAUAAACUCUUCUGUGAUCAUUUCCUCACCACCCCCUUCAAUGAGCUCGGCGUUAUCUCCCACUUCAGUUAACAGGAGGAAAAUAACUAAAGCUUCCAAGAAGCUUGCAUUAGUAGAUGAAGUCAAACCAGCAUCUAACAGUUGUGAUAACCCAGUAUCUCUCAGUGACAAUUCCUCUUCUCCUGCUAAAAAUGAAGGCACUUCAAUUUCUGUUCAAGAUCUAAAAGAAGAAUCUGACCGAGAAAUAGCAAGAUUGACCAAACUGGUAGGCGAAGGCUUUACUCAGAAGAACUCAAACAAUGUUACACUCCUCCAUCUGAGUAUCUUGCUAGGUAGAGAAAAUAUAAUCAAAUUGGACUAUGAAUGGAGAGAGAAGAAUCCAUCUAAGUUACCCCCUUUGCUCUGUAAGGCCUCUAACCAGAUGAGCAAUUUACUUAGACGUCUAUGCAAUAUUGCUGCUGUGGAAUUAUCUGAUUAUUCCAAACCCUUGGUGAGUGCUACUAAAGUUGCCUGAAUUUUUUUGUUUUUUGUUUUGCAUGUCAAGUAUUUUUUAUAUUUUAAUUACACGUGAGAAAUAAACCUUCUUGGUUAACAUUAAUUCUCAAUUUGUUCAACGGCUGCACUUUCAGAAUGAAUGUUUGCUGGCUGUACACUUUUAUUUUAUUUAUGAUAACACCUCUUCUAAACAUCUUCCGGGGAUUUUAUUUAUUUCAUUGAUGAUUAAAAAUCAUCAUUGCUUUUAAAAUACCCUGGGGAAAAAAUCUACACUUAGGAAAAAAACAACAUAUAUUAGGUUUUAAAGGGACAUUUUGUAUCAUAUUUACAAAAUAAUUUUAAUUAAUAGGCCAAUAAAUGGCAAAUCUGGGACUAAAAUUAAUUUAAAAAAAUAACUGCAUCAUUUUGCCACAGAAUUUGUGAACCACUGCUGGGGGAAAAAAAUGAGAAUGGGGAGGGGGCUCUUCUAUUUAACCGAUUUAUGUGCUGCUAAUUAAUUUUGCAUUUUAAAGUGUAACGAAAAUAAAGAUGUUCUGUUUGUUGUGUUCAGGAGAAAUUAGUGGACCAGAAUAAGCCACCAAGCAAAAGUGUUCCAUGUUCUCAUUGCGGUAGUGAUGUGGCAUUGAAAUCUGGUUCCAGGAGCUCUCGGAGACAAAUGAAGGUUGAUAGAAAGGAGCGGACACGUGAGACAGCUACAAUGACAGAUCCCCAAAACCUGGACCUUAACAUUACCCAGGCUCAGAUCUUUCAACCAUUGCCAGGAUUAACACCUGGCACCAGAACAUUUGUUGCAGGACCACCUCCUGGGGCUGUUCAGGUGGGAUAAAAUUCAACAUCAAGGUUUUAUUUGUGAAGCUUUGUGAAGUAUAAUACAUGUGCUGACUUUAACUAAACAAUAAAAUGACCACAUCAAAAUGUCAUUGAUUUUAAUAAGAAUGCCUUAUUUAUACCUCAGCUUAAGUGUGAUAAACAUUAUAGUUGGUGAUCUUGAACAAAAAUAUUGGUUAGGAUUCCUGAUCUGGCUUUUUAUUGGCAUGAUUUAAUUUUGAACAUCAUUAAUCAGACUUAAAUGCUUUAACUGUAUAUUGGAAUUUGGGGUGAAAUUAAUGAAGCACUAACAUAUAAAAAAAAAAAGGUUAUUCUUUUAAAAUAUGAAUAGAAAGUUAUUUAUACUAAAUUAUUAAUUCAAAACAAUCUCAACAGAUUAAUGGGUCUGAUCCAGUUUUUCGUGUACCAUUUGUUCCGACUUUUAAAAAUCUUUGUGCUAAAGAUGAUCAACAGAAAUAUGAAGAGCAGCAGAGAUUGCAGCAGCAAGCUAAAGAAAUUAUGGUGUGUAAUUCUCUUGCUUAACCCUUUUAGUUAAGUUGCCGCUUUCUUGCCCUUAAGCCUCAGCCACGUAAUGGCCAAAUCUCACUGUAACGCACACGCCAUUUUCAAUGUUGUCUAUUGAAGGUAUCUCUUCUAAUUAAGGAGUUACAAAGAGCCCAUUUAUAAACAGGAAGUGUUAUGCUUUUUUUAUGGGGGUUUGGUGGCUGUGAACUUGAUUUUACUUACACUAAUUUCAAUUGAUAAAAAAAAAAUUUUUUGACAGUAAGAUAAGAUAAGAUUCUUUUAUUGAUUCAAACAAAUGGAAAUGUUUUUUGAUUGCAUUAUACAUUUUCAGCACAUAAAUAAAACAAUUUGAACAAAAGACAUUUAUAAUAAAUUAUCUCAAUUGAUCUAUGCUUUGGCGUUUGCCUUUCUAGAAUCGUUUCAAACUGUCUACAGUAAUGAAUUUGAUGCAGAAAUAGAGGGAAAAAUAGGUAAUGGAAAUAAAAGUGAUGUUGAUAUUGAAUUCUCUUAUCUUAUCAAUAUCUCAAAUGGGUCAGAAGAUGAAGACGAAGUUGAUAGAUCUGACUGGGUUGACAAUUUGCGUUUCAUUGAAAUUUUAAGAAUUUUUCGGUUUAACUGGUCUUAAUGCAGACUCAUUUUAUUAAAAUUUUAUAUUUCUCUACAAUUAUGAGUAAUUUUUUUCUCUGACUGGACUGGAUAAAAGAUUGAUUUUUAUAAAUUUUUUAGGCCGCAACUUAUGGUCAUAAUGGAGUUAUUUCUCUUUGUUAUUUCUUAAUGGGCGCUACACUACUGAAAGGGUUAAAAGCAUUUUUAAAAAAAAUUCUUAUAAUUAAUUUAGUGCCUAUAAGUUCAAAGUUGAUUUGGUAAAAGUAAAUAAAUGUGAAUAUUAAUUUCAGCAACAAGCACCAAGUCCCCGUAGAUUGCUUAAGAAGCGAACCAUGAGUAGAAAAACAUCUUCUUCUAUUAUUGUUCAGAGAUCUUUGGUACCUAAAGUGGAUACGGGAGAGAUAGUGACCCUCAUACAGGUUUGAAGAUUUUAGGUUUUGUAUGCCUCAGAUUUAUUGUGAUAAGCCACUUUAGCAGACUCUAUUUUAAGUUGGAGGAUUUAUACUUUAAACCCAGCUGACAUUUUUCUAACACAUGAUGAAUCAGUCUUGUAAGUUAACAGCUGUUUAGACCUUUUAUGACUUGAGUGCUUGAAAUAGUGUCAUUUUUAUACUGUAAAACAGUGAAUUCAGUUAUUGAUAAUCAGCCUUUGUGUUUAAGUUUCAUAUACAAAUGGUGGAAUUUUACUUUUCAGGAAAUAUCUAAGAGCAUAGUAAGAUUCUUAUUAAAUUUGUUUCAUACAGCCAAGUCCUCGGGCAAUACAAAGGUCAUUAGUAGUGCGGGUAGGACCAGAAGAGCUUAUGAAAUCUGCACAGGCUGUAAACAUCAUUUGUUCAACUCCACUAUCCAAAUCAGAAGAUAAUGAUCAAAUGAAAGGUGCUAUUUUUUUACAUUUUAAAAUUCUAAUUGGAAUUACUCCCAGGACAUGAUAUAUAUUAUAUUUUGGGAUCUUCUUGGUAAUAUGCAUACCAGUAUUUUUAAAAUUAUGGUGCCAGUUAUAAAUAUCAAAAACAUUUUAAAUGUUUAAUUAUAUGGAAAAAGUUUACAUAUGUUCUCUUACUUUAGGGUGUACCAGUACCAGGUAUUUUGAAGAAUAAUUUGCAAUAAAAAAAAUAACAAUAUUUAUGCUUUUGUUGUCUUUAUAAGUUUCAGAAGGUAGAGCUAUACCUGAAGAGGCAAUUCUGACUGCUACAACUAAAGCCUCAGAGGUAAUGCUUUUAAUAUUUAUAAUACAUAAAGAUAAUUUUAUUUACAAGGCCUUAAUUUAAAGAAAAUUUGUAAAGGACCUUAAAUGAAAAAAUUAUAUUUUUCUUUACAAAUAAACAUUUUGUGAAUAAGUAAUUUUCACAUUUAUUUAAACAAUCUUGUACUGAUAACUUGGUAAUUGCAGUUACAAAAUUUUUUACUAUGAAAUUAUGCAGUUGUUUUUAUUUUCAACCAGAAUUAUACAAUCCGUAGAAAGGCCUCUGAAUUUGGGUUGCAUCGAUAAGCAAAGUGGCCAAUUAAUGUUUUUUUUUAGUCUUGCUAAAUUGGCUACUGCUAAUUAUUUAAUCUGCAUUAAUUUAUUUAAUUUGCUUUGAAAUGUUUUUGAAAAAUUAAUGCAGUUUUUUUUUUACUAUUUCAUAAUUUAAAAUAAAAACUGCAAUUUGAGUUACUGGGAGCAUUGGUAAACCUUUAUUAUUAGCCUACAAUAACCAGGUGAAGAAACAGCAGCAAGUGCUCCACUGAUUUUCAAACUCUUGAACCUUGUGCAUUGACUAGGUUAGGACCAGCUAGGAAAUAAACCCCCCAAAAAACAUCACAAAAGGUUUUUUUUCAUAUCAAGCUAUUAAAGUUGUGACACCUCAGGAAAAAAGUGUAAUGUUAAAUGGUAUCCACCGUGUCAUUGUGUAAACAAUCAAGUCAUCACAGAAAUAAAUAAAAAUGAAAAUAGUGAAGGAUGCAUGAUAGUGCAUUCCUUAUUUUGGUAUAAAUUUAAUGAAGUCUCAUAAAAAAUCUAAUUAAAACCAUUUAGCAUAAUCUAGAGUUCAUUUAAUGCCGGCAUAUAGAAGAUUUUUUUCUGUACCCCGAUUAGCUGUUUAAUCUAUUUUAAAAUAAAGGCAAAAUGGGAGAUUACAUACUAACUGCAGAGAAAUCGGUGCAACCCUACUGUGAUUUAAGUAUUCCUUGCUCUCUCUAAGGAAACUUAAAAAUGGGUCUAUCUUUGCUAUUAUUUUGCUGACUAAUUUGUUUUGUUCAGCUGUGUAGUUUGUGGGAUGAUAAAAGUGAAGCUUGGUCUCUUGAACACUCUGUCUUUGCAGUAAGUUAACAUGACUGUGCUAAAUUUCUCUUGGUCAGUCAUCACAUUCUUUGAUAUUUAAAUUCAAGCUGUUUAUAAUUUAAAAUUAUUUUAAAAGUAGUCAUCAGUAUUUGAUAUUUUUAAGAUAUAAUUUUUUUUUUCUAUUCAUUAAUAAUAAAACAGAAUAUAAAAUAUUUAUUUCAGCAACAUGGGGAAGUUGUGACAACAAGAAACCUGGCAAACUCAACAGUAUUGAUUCCUUUAGAUGUCAAAAACAACAUUCAGUUAGAUGACAAAUCCUUUCUGUCGUCAAUCUCUGUGUCGACCACCCCAACAACUGUAUUCCUCAAUAAAACUUCAUCUCCCAAGUUGUUGACUCCUGCUACAAUAGCUCAGGGAGACCUCAGUAUCUCAGACUUUAACAUAUCAAUGACUUCUGUUAGUGGAGGUAGCAGUAAGUAUUAUAUUUGUCAACCUCAUGUAAAUAUUUAGAAACUGGCAAUACUCUAUAUCCAUGGGUGCUCUUUAAAGAUGGUAGAGAUUGCAGUCAAGUUUGUUAAUUCGAUAAGAUCAGAUACCAUUCUUUUACUGAUCCAUCCUUCUUAUCUUUUCUUCUCUUCUUUUUUUAGUGGGUCCAGAUGCUGGAGACAGAUUUUUAGAUCUGUUGUUGCAAAAUUCAGAGCAAGGAUUUUCUGGUAAUUAUUUUAGCUUUCUACUUUCUCUUGCUGAAUUAUUUUUAUUAUAAAUAAGAUAUGCUUCAGAAAUGUAUUUUGGAAAUUAAAAGGAUUGAUCUGAUUAUAAAAUCAGUGAGAUAAUUUUUUAAUAUUUUGCCUAUUAUCUUUAUUUUAAAAGGUUUGUUGCAAACCCCCAAAAAGUCCUCACAAUAUUCAGAAGGGGAGCACUCAGAGAUUACUGAUGCUGAGAUGUGCUUUGGCACUCCCAUUCUGCGCACUCCAUCCCUUAGUGGAGUUCCAACAUCCACCUCAUUUCUUAAUACACCCAAUGAGUUUCCUUCACCUUUAAAAGAGCCUAAUGAACAACAGUGGCUGACAUCAGACGUAUGUUUAACAAUGUCACAUUUAUCACAUUCUUUCAUCAUCUUCUACAACAUAAUUUUUAUUAUUUAGUUUCAUGAGAGAGUUGUGAUUGUAACAACUUAAAAGAAAGUUAAGUGAACCAGAUUGAAAAUUGUAAAUCUAAUGUUGAGAUGAGUUGUCAUCUUUAAAGAUGGAAUCUUUUUUAUGAACAUUAGGAAUUUCUGCAUACACUAAAAUAUAUUUUUAUCCUUUUUCAGGAUGUUUCAUUAAGCUCUAUCCUAGGAGACUCAUCAUCAUUCAAAACACAGAACCAUACAAAUUUUACCAAUAUUAGCUUAGGAAAUGAGAAAUAUGCAGCCACUUCAACUCCUUCUGCAGCAUAUACCUCAUUCUUUGAUGCUGAAUCCUCAAACACAUCAGAGCCAGGACUUGAUUCUUAUAGUAAACCAUUAGAAUCAGUGGUGAGUUUUUAGGAUUUUAUAUCAUUGUUAGCUCUUAGGACAGAAGAAAAAUGUUUUAAGUAAGGAUGGAAGGAUAUUAUUUGAUUUCACUUAUAAAGGGUUAAUUGUAUUAGGCGUUGGCUAUAAAUUUAAUAAAUGAAAUGAUAUUUUGUGUAUAUUUUUGGGAAGGGAAUUUUUCUAAAAAGUUUAAAAACAAUUGAUCAUGCCCUUUUACUUUAAGAUUCUCAAAAAUCAAUUACAGGUAAUUUAUACUCAUGAAGAUAUAAAAUAUUUGUCUUACCUCUAUAAAUAGGAGCUAAAGUAUCCAUGUAAUGCUAAAAUAAAAAAACCAUAUCAAUUCAAAUGAGCUCAAAUUUAUUAAACCAAUGAUAAGGAUUUUCUAGUAUUUUAGAGAAAUCUAAUCAAUUGAAAUAAGAUUAAAAAAUAUAUCUGCUUAUAUUUAAUUUUAUAUAAUUUUUUAUUUGUAAUAAUUAUUAUUAUAUAUUAAAAAUACAUAUAAUAUAACAAUUAAAGAAUUAUUUUGAGUAUUUUAUCUGAAUGUGAAAAUUAAGGUAUGAUUAUUGAUGUAUAACUAUUAUAAAUUCGUAAUAAUGGGGAGAGACUGCAUUCAUGUUUGAAAAAUGGUAAUGAGCGAAACAGAAUUAUGGAACCUUGAUGCCACAUGGCAUAAAUGUUAUGUUCUCAUUCACCGGUUAAGUCUUUUUUCUCCCCCUCCUCAUUACAACCAAUUUCAGUUAACAUACUUUUCUUUGCCUCUCUCCCUCUUUGCCUGUAUUUAAUCUCUCACCUACUUAUGUUCUGUCACAUUCCCUUUUGUUACGCACUGACUUGUAUUGGGAAAAAUUAAUCUCCUAUUUUAAUUUUAAUUGGCUCGUUGUAAACAGUGCCUAACAAAGGACGAUACCAUAUAAUCAACAAUAUUAAAGAUACGACCCAAAACAGUUUCUAGUUACAAUUAAUUAAGAUUUAUUAUGUCUUAAGAUAAUUACAAAAUAAAAUAAAAUAAAAUUACAAUCUUCAACUUACAGUAUGGCAGAUGUCGUACCGGUACACAGUUAAUACAAUUAGAAAUUGUCUUAAGAUAAUUACAAAAUAAAAUAAAAUAAAAUUACAAUCUUCAACUUACAGUAUGGCAGAUGUCGUACCGGUACACAGUUAAUACAAUUAGAAAUAAUGAUGCCAAUAAAUAAUGCGAAAUAAACAUAUAUAAGUAGGAGCACACAAAUACACAAAGAAUAAAACACGCCUCGUAAUGUUAAGAAAAUCUAUCGGAAAUCUCCCUCUUCGUGCCUGUCAAUCCCUUAUAUAUAUGUAGAGUAAGAUGCUUCGAGAAGGGCUUAUGACGUGUUGUUUACAUAUCUCGGGUUAAGGAGUAUAUUCCAGAAAUUACCCGAAAACAAUCUACCCAAUGCGUAAUUGGAAGCCGAUUGUAAACAAGCCACUUCAAAGACCUAAGCCACACCCCUUUGUGAACACAGCGUCUCAUGCGGGGUCAAUCAGAGGGCACGCACGAGAAAUAUUAUGUAAACAAGCUCCCUAUAACACUUUGCUUUGCUCUCAGAUACUACACCACAGCAAAGUGUUAUUUUUAUUUAAUUUUGUUGUUACUGUUUGUUCUGUGAUGAAGGCUUCUUGCCGACACGUUUGUUGUUUUGUUUCGUUCUUUAAUCAGGUUUUCCCAUACUUUGUUUCGCUCAUUUCAAUAUUAUAAAUUCGUAGCACGCUUGGUGGGAAAACCCGAAAAUCUGUUUUUUUUGUUUUUAUUACGUUAUUAAUAUUGCAAAAAUUUGUUAAUUUUCCAGACGACUUCAAAAAAUGAACUCAAUGAAACUAAAAUUAGAAUAUCUUAUUAGAAUUUAAUUUAAACUCACAGAUCACAAACUUUAACUUUUCUUGAUUUUAACCUAAUGUGAGAAAACUGAUAAUGUUUUUCCCACUUUUUAAAAAUAAAUAUCAUUGAUUGAUUUUUAUAAAAUGUUAACACACAACGCCAAAUUUUAGCUUUGUAUAUUUAACAUUAAAAUAAAAUUGUUAACUAUGUAUUUAAACAUUUUCUGUUUUUACAUUUCAAGGGCCAGGAAAGUGUGGAGGGGGUACAUUUUAGAUAGUUUUAUUUACUUGGGUGAUGUCGUUUCCAUCAGAUAUUUCAAAACUUCAAAACUCCAAAACAUUACAGAUGUGAAUAUUGGUAUAUAGAUAAUUUAAAAUAAAAUUGUGAACUAUGUAUGUUAAUAGUUUCUGUUUUUUUCAUUUCAAAGGCGAGGGGGAUGGGGGGGGGGGUACAUUUUGAUAUCUUUAUUGAUAUAAAGAUUUGAAAUUUGGUAAGAUUUAAGUUUAAAAUAAAUAACCUUAUUCUCUAAUUAAAAAUGUCACAGAUGAGAUAGUGGUGUGAGGCAUGGCCCGUACUUAUAGUCGCGUACCAAGUAGUAUUGGUGUUAGUUAAUAUGGGGCUGCUCCUCUCUGUGAUAAUUCAGUAAUCCAGACGUUGAGGAAUACAACGAAGACAACACAAACCCCAAUGAAUGUGUAAGAAAUUCCUCAGUAACAGUUAUAAACAAAAGAAUGUAUAGGUAGAUCUAAUAUAGUCUAGUAAUGUUUCUUUUCCAACUGUUAAUAUCCAUUAAUUUCCAACACUUCCAACCCCCAAAACAUUACCUCACUUCCACCGGAAAUUGCACCCCAGCUCGUUCAUCACUUAAUAAACGUGGUGCCACAUAUGGGGAAGUUCCGAACAAAACGCAUUAUAAAUUACAUGAAGAAGAAAUGGAGCGCUGCUGUUAAACCCCACCCCAGUCAUUUGUGUCAUAUGUGAACAUUGAUUUUGAGAUUCUUCUUUAGGUAUAGGAAUUUCUGCGUUUUACUUUUAGUUCAGGAGCGAGGCAAAAGGUUGUGUAAAUAUUUAUUGAAGAUACCAAUAUAUCCUAUCUGGUAAUUUAAUAAGUUACAAUGAUAAUUUUGAAUAACUUACAUUUCAGACUGAUGACAUCUCAUUGAGUUCACUCUUAGGAAAUCCCAGUUUCAAAAAGGAAGAUUUACAACGUACUUCCCCACUUCUGCCUUUGUCAAAAUUAAAACCUGUUAACUUAUUUUCAACCUCACUUGAUUUAGAGGGCCAUUCUCAGCUUUUUGGUGAAGGUUCUGAAGACUCAAUUGCUAAACUUGAUGUAAGUUGAAAAUUUUUCCAUUUAACAUAAGUUUGAAAUAUAUUCUAUAUUCCAUAUUAUUAGCCAUUAUAUUAGCCAUAAGGCCUUAAUAUUUUUUGCUUACAAAAUGUAGACCUGAGCAGGCUAUAAUUUUUUAUUAACUUUUAAAAUGGGAAACCUUUAUGGACCUGCUAUUUGCCCCAUUCUAGAUUUAUUUUUUUCCAUUUACAUAACCUAUCAAAAGCAUCGAUUUUUACCAUGUGAAAAAAAAUUGUACUGUGUUGUCACAUCAAAGGUGUAACGAUUAUUUUAAAGUGUGUUCUUUUAUAUAUUAUAUUUUAUAUUUAUACACAGAAUAUUAAAAUAUGUGAGGAAGAAAGAAGCCAUAAUUUUCACUGCUAGAUCUAUUAACUCUUGCAUUGUUUGCUACUUGUAAAAAUGAGAUAUCUCCCUAUAUUUUGUUAUAAAGGCUUAUAUAGAUACUAAUUAUAGUGAUUUAUCUUCCAUUAACUAAGUUCAUAGCAGAUGAUGAACAUGCUUGGAAAUAUUUUUUAGAAAUUAAUUUUGAAAAGAAAUAUAAAUCUGAUGAUUCAGUUUAUUCUUUCUGUUAGCCAGAGUAAGUUUUUAUGUUACAAUAUCAGACUUUUUAAAGUGAGCAAAGGUAAGCAUAAGAAUAUAAAGCACACAUAAGCUUACUAACUUAGAAAUUAGUAAAUGUGUGAGGAAAGCCAGCUCUGUGGAUUCAUUGGGGGAAUGCUUUGAAAUAUAUCGCAUCAAUGCUUUUGGUUAUUUAUGACUACGUUAAUUAAUGUCAUAGAGUUUAUAAAUUUGUAAUUAUUAGUCACCUACCUUAAAUUUGUAAUUAUUUUUAUUUCUUUGCUCCAUUUCUCAGGAUUAUGCUUAACGGUGCAUUUUGUAUCACAAGUAUAAUUCUUAGUUUAUUGAACAAAAUUCAGGUUGAAGGACUUGUGAAUGAAAGCAGCUUUGAUUUUGUGAGCAAGUUUGAGUCCUUAGCAGCCCAGAUUUCUGAACGGCAGGAAUCUCUUAGUGUUACAGAGAAGCAAGAAAAGUUACUUGCUGGAAUGGAUCUUAUUAGGAUGGAAAGUCCGAGCACCGAGAGCUAGAAUCUCAAUUAUGCAUAAUAAAAACAUGAAAAAAAUGUUUUCAUGUUUAAAAAUAAAAUGUGCACACCUGAAAGAUAGUGCAUUUCUUUUAGUUAUGUAUACUUUUUAUUGUAAAUUGCUACGUUUUUAAAGGAUUUAAUUUUGAAGCAUAAAUAAUUUAAAUUCAGUAUUAUUUGGAUUGUCAUUGUAACUUUAAUUUCCCAUGUGUUGGAUGAAAAAAAAAUAGUGUAACUUACAGUUUGAUAAGCGACUAAAAUUCAUGACAAUGAAAUUUUUAGCCUUCUCACCCUGGUUGUUACUUAGUCAUUAACUGGUCAUUGCUCCACUGCUUAAUGCUAUUUAAAUUUUAUUAAGUUUUAUGAAAUAGUUAGUCAAGGUCUUGUAUUUGAUUCCCAUGAAUUCAUGAAAGAAUGUACUAUACUGAGCGAUAAAAUGUAAUUUUUUAAAAUUAAAAAUGGGGCAGAGGAAAGUAAUUUGGUAUGCACUUAGGGUAAAAUAAGGCUCUCUUGCUACCAAGGGGCUAAAGAAAAAGACAAUUUUGAUGAGCUGAUCACCUCACUCAACACAUCAUUAUUAAACACUAUAUCAUAUCACUAAAAAAGUGCCAUCGCUUAGUGACUUUCUUAAAAUUUUGGCUGCAUAGAUUUUCUUUAUCACAAUCUUCUGAAUGAUGGUGGGAUGGGUGUCUAUGCAAAUUUAAAUCUAAAGAUAUAUACGCAUAUAUUGAGGGUCUGUUUGGUUAUCUUUUCUCACAUUUACCAAAUAUUUCUGAUAUAGCACUACAUACACCCUGGUCAAAAUUCUUAAAGAGUUAAUAGUUAUAAAGAUUUCAUUGAACCUGAAGCACAGAGUAUAAUAUAAAAUAUCAUUAAGCAAGUUUCAACUAAAAUAUUUGCCUGUAUUGUAACUUUCAUGAGGUCUCAGUUCUUAAAUUAUAUGUUGAUUGAAGAAAUUGAUCUUUGUUCAUUUUAAGGCAGCUAUUUGCUACUUUAUGACUAAAUAACCUUUUAAUGGUAUUUGUUUAUGUGCUAAAAAUAUUGCUUUGUCACCUCUUAGCCUCUCUUAACACUCUUAAUCUUAGGCCUCCAGUCCUCUUGUCGCACAGGCCCAAAGUAAUCCACUGUCUUUUUAACUCUCAGUUUAAAGAACUCUACUUCAACCAUUACUUUUUUUUGAGUUUUAAUAAAUAUUUCAAAGUCCAAUUUUAUAAAAUAUAUUAAUGAAAAUUUUAAGUUUGGCUUAAAAAAGCAGUUUAAAAAAUAUUAUUUGAGAUGAACGAAAAGAAAAUUAUUACAAGUCACAGGUCUUAAUCAGGGUUGUUCAGAAACAUCAGUCAUGCCAGGUAUUGAUUUACUGCAAUAUGGCUUACAACGAUCAAAAAAAUUUUAACUAAACUAUGACAACUUGCACAUUUAUAAAUUAUAGCAUAGUGUGAUUUUGAAUUCAUAGUGUAUAUCCCUAUUGAUAAUCAUAUGAAAAAAGUAAAUAAUUUACACACUGGUGUGGGAUCAUUUGAUUUGUUUCAUAUCAUACACACCCUCCCACCUCUUUUUAUUUUUAAGAGCUUCCAGUAUUUUUUGGCACAGGAAACUACAUUAUUUAAAGAAAUGCAACUUUUUGAUGGACUAAUUUGAAUCAACUUGACACGGUUCCAGUGAACUUAAAGCCAUCAAUUUUUCAUAAACUUGUUUAUUUAGAACUUUCCCUUGACUAUGCAUCUAAAUAUGCCUACUUAACUGGAUUUUAAGUUGAAAUGAUUCCUUUAACAUUUUCAAGUUCUUACAAAGAUAAAGUUGAUGAAAAUACUAUACUAUAAACAAUAGUCCCUGUUAGUUGAUAUUCUCUUGGAAUUAUCCUUUACAAUACACCGCACCAUCUCUUAAUUUUGCCUUCGGCCCUCAAGGCUAAAAAGGUUUGUAUGAAAAUAUGAAUUGUACUGAAUAAUAUCUAGAAAGGCAUAUCAUCAAUGUGUUUUUCUGGAUCAAGUUGAAAGUACCUUGAAACUAGUUAUCAAUAAAUGGAAUUUUGCAGCGCAUUUGUACUGGUAUAACUGUAACAAAGUGUUAAAAUUUUUUUUACCUCGGGCAUGAGGUGGGAAAACAAUUUUGUUUAAGUGCAAUUUAUACUUAUUUCAUUGUUUCCUGUACUAUUAUAGUACAUCAAUGAAAGUUAAUAAAUUUUAUACAACUUUUC
Molecule: messenger RNA, 20172 nt
Organism: Lymnaea stagnalis (great pond snail)
Lineage: Eukaryota; Metazoa; Mollusca; Gastropoda; Lymnaeidae
Source: the annotation of a GenBank genome assembly